AUGAAUCUCAUAGACGGUAGGGAGGGCGACCAAAAAAAGGAAGCUACAUUGACUCUCUCUGUGCUGACCUUGGCCCGGGAAAAUUCUGCCUCAGAAGAUCUCCCGCCGGACCCGCCCUGUGAUUCUGGAAUAGCAGCUUGGUCUCUUCUUGCUUCUCUUUCCUUGAUCAACACGAUAACGUGGGGCUUUGGAAGCGCCUUUGGCGUUUUUAGGGAAUACUACUUCAAACACAAGCCCAUGGCAGGGAAUCAGACCGUUGCCUCGAUAGGUGUCAUGAAUCUGGGCACUGUCCAAAUUAUAUCUCCUCUCCUGCUUUGGUUUCUGGGUGGCCGUCCACACCAGAGGAAACCGAUGAUGUGGGUUGGAAUGGCGUUGGUUUCGGCAGCCUCGGUUGGUGCCGCCUUUUCAAAGACGCCCUUGCAACUCAUCAUGAUGCAAGGCCUUCUCUAUGGCAUAGGGGGCGGCUUGCUGUUUGCGCCCUCUAUAAGCUUUCUAGACGAAUGGUUCCUUGAGCGCCGAGGACUAGCGAACGGCCUUUUCUUUGGUUCUAACAACAUUGCAGCUGCUGGCUUCUCGCCUAUCUUCUCCCUAUUGCUGGAACGAUUCGGCCCCCGUACGGUACUUACUGCGUGGGCGAUUCUUGCCGCAUCUGUUGUAUCUCUUUGUAUCUUACUUGUGAGGCCCCGGCUCACGAAAUACGACGAGACUAGAGCGAAGGUUUCCUGGGGGCCGUUCAAAAAACCACUGUUCGGGAUCUUUGCCCUUUCUAUGGCCCUCCAAGGCCUAGCCAGCCACAUGCCAGCAGCAUAUUUACCAAGCUAUGCCACUGAUGUUGGAAUGUCUACUACUCAAGCCGCCCUUCUCAUCAGCUACCUCAGCCUGUCCGGCAUGGUUGGCCAGUCUCUUCUCGGGGCUCUUACAGACGCUAUAGGUGCUUUGGUGCCCCUUCUCCUGAGCACACUUAUGAGCACAUUUGCACUCGUUAUACUGUGGGGUCUGGGCCAGGCUUACUGGACCAUGGUGCUUCUUUCUAUUAUCUUCGGGGCCUUUGCAUUCAGUUUCGUUGUGUUAAGGAGCCACAUGGCGGCAGCUGUUGUUGGAGAUCUAGACCACCCAAACGACGAGCUCGUGGUAUCGGGCGCCUUGCUUUCUAUACGUGGUGUAGCGGCUGUAACAUCCGGUUACAUUGGGGCUGCAGUUACUGCCAGUGGCGAACACUUGGGAAUACAACCCGGCUUUGGUGCUGGUAAAUGGCGCCCGUUAGUUAUUACUUUGAGUGUUCUAAUGUUUGGGGCGACUGUGGGCGCAUUAGGAUUUUUGAAAAAAGAGAGGAGGAUGAUUAGAGUGGCUAAAAAGGAUGGAGAAUCCUCACAGAGGUAA
Messenger RNA from Colletotrichum navitas, 1380 nucleotides. Its product is annotated as major facilitator superfamily domain-containing protein. The record is from RefSeq and is a predicted model, not a curated record. Bases 1 to 1380 code for a protein of 459 amino acids. Gene Ontology annotation, molecular function: transmembrane transporter activity. Gene Ontology annotation, cellular component: membrane. The transcript has 6 exons. Lineage: Eukaryota; Fungi; Ascomycota; Sordariomycetes; Glomerellales; Glomerellaceae. Gene Ontology annotation, biological process: transmembrane transport.